GAUUUGGCGGUGCAGUAGUUUGGGGCCGGAACUUGUUUUAAAUUACUAUGGGUACCAAUACUAGAAAUAAGAAAAAUAAAGAAGCACAUAUGGAUGGUCUAUCACCAGAGGAACUUGAAUACUUGAAUAAAAACCAUAUAGAACCUCUUAAAACGAAACGUAGAUGUGGACUUUUAUGCAAUGUUUGUGGAAUGGUCAUGUCUACGGUUGCUGCAGCUAUUCACCAUACCUCUUCGAAUUCUCAUAAUGCGAACCUCAUGACCGCUGAACUAAAAACAACUCUUCUUUAUUUGCCUCCCAUCACGGAUUCCCAUAGAACUGCGUUAGAUUCAGAAUUAAAAUCCGCUUUUCUUUCUGUUGUGGCCGAUACCUGUGAGAUGCAGCGACGACAGAAUUUCGCAAAUGAUCUGAUUGCUGCUAUUGAAGCUCGAAUUCCAAAUAUAAAAGUUCGAGGAACUGGUAGUUCAUGGUUUGGUUUAGCCUUACCAGAUAGUCACUGUUCAUUGGAUGUAAUUUGUCCAAAUGAUUUUGACGAGAAUAAAUUACUGGCAAUGGACCCGACAAUGGAUGAUGCUGGUGAAGAUAAUGACGGUGACGAAGAGGGCGAUGAUAAUGAUGUUCAUGAUGAUGAUGAUGACGACGAUGAUGAUAAUGAUCAGUCUAUUCCACAGCCUGUAUGUGGUCAGUCAACAAAUAACACUGAACAAUCAAUGGGAAUUGGUUAUGUUCUUUCUAAUAUAUUCGAUUUAUUACAACUGAAUGCAUGUGAAUCACCAACUAACACACCACACAUACAAACAAUUUCCGAAAAAGCUACCUCAUUUAACUGUUCUCCUGAUCACAAUACAAAAAUGAAUGAAUUAUCCGACAAACCUAAUUUCCCCAAAUUUCAUACUGUUUUGCGUACAAGUGGUGACUACUUUUAUCUUUCUCUGACGGAUUUCUAUGGUGUACGUUAUCGUAUUAGUACUGGUAGUCCGUAUGGAUAUGAUUUGGCCAAAUUGAUUAAUACUUACCUCAAUUUAAAUGAUCAAGCUCGACAAUUAGCAAUAUUAUUUCGUAAAUUAUCACGGUUGGGUCAUUUAGAUAUGCCGGAAAAUGGUACAUUUGAAGAAACAGUCAUACCUCUGUUAGUUAUAUUCUACUUACAACAUUGUGAACCUCCAUCACUUCCAAAUCUUCAUAUGCUUUACCGCCAACAUCUUCAUGAAAUUCCUGAAAAUUCUUAUCGUCAGGUUUUGCCACCCAAUACUGAUUGUUCGUUUAUUACAGACAUUGAAUUGAUUCGAAAGUUAUGUCCUGAUCAACCAUAUUCAUCUUCGUCUAACAAUUUACCAUGUUUAGCUGAUUUAUGGCUUGGUUUCCUCAGAUUUUAUUUAUUUGAUUUUAAAACUUCUUCUUGUACGAUUAAUAUUGUGGAACCUGAACCAGUGUCAUGUUUUAAUGCUUCUGAAAAGCGUUGUUUUACAGUUACCGAUCCUUUUAACCCUAAACAUAAUCUCUGUAGGAAUUUAACUCAAGUCAGUCGAGAUUAUAUCAAUUCACAGUUAUUAGCGGCCUACGGUUAUUUCGGUGUGCCACGAUUGGCCACUAAUGGUCGACAUUUGUUCACGCACAUUUCUGUUGUUGAAAAAUCCCCUGAUGAGCCAAAAGAUGUUUGUGACAAGUUGGAUCAGAAUACUAGUAGUAGUAUCAGUCAAACAACCAUGUCUAAUGAUAAAAUGACAGCAUCUGCAGGUAUUCAUUUAACACCUAUCAUUGAUGAUUCUGACAAUUUUGAAUCAAAUUUGAAUAAAGUAACAAAUUUAAUUACAGAGAAAUUUCAAUUACUUUCAAACGGCGCCACUAUCAAACAUUCUGUCCUACCAUCAACUGGGGAAGACAUAUUAGAGAGUUCAUCAACUAUUGACCACACAGCAUUGGAUAAUUCAAUGGCUGAACAGAAAGCUCUUCCAUUUUCAGAAAUGUUUUCAUCUAUUCUUACAUAUGUCAUGGAUGAAUUAUUUGAGUCAAACAUUGUACCCGAUCUUGUCAGUGGAUGCUUGAAAAUGUCAGAAAAGAGAUUUUUCGUUCCCAUAUCGUCUUCAUUUAAGCUUAGUUUGAAUGAUUUUAUCCAGAUUACACGAAAUUUCGCUUAUGACUACUGGCUAUCUUUUUUCAACACAUAUGUUAGUAAAGGAAAGUUUUCAGCAUCAAAAAGAAUCAUCACAAAAACCACUUUGUCGUUAUUUUGUAAAAGUGUUAAAUUAUGGUUAGAUCGUUUAAAACUACAAAAUGUUGUUGAUGAUGAUAUUUCAAUUGACUCACCUUGUGGUCAAUCACAAAAAAUGAAUUGUUCAAAUGAAAAUAUAUUUGACGAUCAAUAUAAUCAUCAAAUGUCUCCUAUAGAAAUGAAUCAAGAUUCUAGUUUGCUAAGUAAAAAUAUUGAAGAUGAUUAUUCAGAGUCUAUAGUUAGACAAAGUACAAAUAAUUUUCUUGACGUUGACGAAUAUUCGAAUCUUGAAGAAGUCAAUCAUUUACAGGAAGUCGAUAAUCCAUAUGAUAUAUGUAUGACUGUUUCAGAUGAUUCCUUUUUGGAUUGUAAUUUAGAAAAUGAUUUUAAUGACGGUGAAAUAUAUGAACACUUAGAGUGUACUCUUGAUGUAGAUUAUAAUGAUGAUAUAAUCGAUCCAAUCAGUACAUCUUCAUCUUUUGUUGACAAAAAUUCUGAACUUUUAGAAACUUUGACGUCUCAAGGAUGUAAUCAAAACAGAAUCAAAUCGUCUAACACUAACAAUUUAACAUCAAAUGAUUCACAUCAAGUCAACCAUUUGUCAUCCAUAAGUUGUCCAUCAAAUGAAUUAGUUACUGCUUCAAAUGAACUAACUAGACGUGACAAUAAAUUAACUAAAAAAGCACGUAAAUUUGAGAAAAACAACAAGGUCAUUCUAACAAUAUGUUGAAUUCAAAUAAUAAUACAACUGCAUCGAAAUUCAGUCCUACCAAAGCUAAGAAAAAAAAAGCAGCUAAAAAGCUCGAAUGGGGAGAUGUGAUUUCGUCACGUUCUGCAGUCGCUCCUCCUAUUGAUGAUGAUCGUCCAGAUUAUUAUAAUUCUAAGCUUCUAGAGAAUCUACAACCGGACGAUUUUGAUUUUAAAUUUGUCUCAAAUAUGAACUUAUCCUCUAAUCGUCGACAUAAUCAAUCAUCUGUUUUAGGUUUAGCUUCACGAAAUCAACCAUCCACAUUAUUAGCUCAUUUCAAUGCACCUCAACCUCAAUGUCAAGCUUGUAACUUAACUGGUCAUCGACAAUCACAGUGUGAAACUACCAGUGAUAAAUCCGUAUCAUUUUUAGCAUGGCAUAAAUUAUUGAAUAAAACGCCUUGGCCACCGAUCGCUGAACAAAUUAAAAAUUUAACUUAUUGCCUAAAUUGUUUAGAAGAACAUCAUGAAACUUAUAAUAAAGUUAAUGCACGUCAAGAACUUGUUAAAAAAAUUCAUCAAUGUUUCUCAUAUCGUUUCCCUUCUGUUCAACUUGAAUUAUUUGGUUCUUGCGCUAAUGGUUUUGAUCUACAGACAAGUGAUUUAGAUGUUUGUGUCUUUUUUCCUGUUGGAUCAACAGAAUGGAAUUAUUUAAAAGAUAAAAAUUCAACAAAUAUGUUAAUUCGAAAAUUCAAAAAACAAUUAUCUUAUUGUAGAAAUCGAUUAAAUAUUACUCAUAUUCAACCGAUUCUCACAGCUCGUGUUCCAAUAUUGAAAGUGUCUUUUAGCAAUUCAUUUGAAGCAGACAUAAGUUUUUCAAAUUACCUGGCUCUUUCAAAUACACGAAUGCUUGCAUUUUACACCAAAGUUGAGCCAAAACUUCGUACUCUAGGAAUUGCUUUAAAAACUGUCACAAAGAUAACAAAAAUUGGGAGAGCAGCUGCCGGUGGUAUUUCUUCUUAUGCUUGGAUCAUUAUGCUAAUCCACUAUCUUCAACAAAUUGAUCAACUCCCUGUUUUACAAGAACUCUAUGAAGGAUCAACAAAACCAACUAAUCUUGUCAACGGUUGGAAUGUCUGGUAUCAAAAUGAUUUAUCCGUUAUAAAUCGUUUAUGGAAACCAGCUAAUCCAUUCCAAUCAGUCGGAGAAAUGUGGUUGGGAUUUCUACGUUAUUAUCUGUUCGAGUUCAAUCGUGAUAAAUAUGUUGUAACUAUCAGACAAAAGAAUUUGUUAAUACGAUUUGUGAAAAUGUGGAGAUCAUUAUUCGCUAUUGAAGAUCCUUUCAAUUUAAAUCAUAACCUUACUGCUGGUUUAAGUCAUUCUAUGUUUCUUUAUAUUCUUACCGUAUUCCACACGGUUCUUGUUCAUCAUACUACAUUCUUGCCCAAACAAAUGUCUAUAAAUCAAUGGUGCUACCAUUUGUUUUCGCCAGAAUACAUUGUCGUCGAUAAAAGAUUUUUAAAAAAUAAUAUACUUUGUUUUAUAUGUAAUCAAACUGGACAUGGAGCAUUUGAAUGUCCAAGAAAUAAAAAGAGAAAUAAAAGAGAUAUUUCGGACAUAGUUACAUUACAUUCACUGAUUGGUCAUUUUUUACAAAAAGCUCAAGCAUCACAAUCAAAUUCACAGGAACCAAUGGGUCAACAUUAUGAUAAUUCAAAUCAAAAUCGUCAGUUGAAUUCUACUAGUGCUGUUUGUAAAAACUUCCCUAAACCUAAUAAUACUCCAACAAACAUAUCAUCGCAUACCUAUAAGAAUCCUUUUAAACCACAAAAUAGUUACCAAGUUCGACCGAUAAGAAAUAAUUUACAACAACAACAACCUAUCACUUCCAAUUAUCGUCAUGUACAACCGCAUCAUGUAAAUAUACGUACUAAUUCUCAUUCGAUACUUCCUUCAGUACCGUACCCAACUCCUUUGCUUCCGAAUAAUACUGUUGGCUCUAUCCCUAAUUAUGCUUUCGUACUUAACAGUUUAUCAAAUAAUCUUGUGCAAUCUAAUAUCUAUGGUCGACAACAAUCCUUACCCCCGUCCUGUUAUUCAUCACCCGUUGGUUAUAUAAACAAUCAACAACAAUAUAGAAAUACUGUACAGGCGAAUCACCCAGUUAAUUACCGGCCAAAAAGUCAACAAAAUAAUAAUAAUAAUAAUACUAAUGAGCCUAAAAAAUAUAAAUCCAGUCGGGUAUCCAGUUCAAGUGUUUAUGAAGAACAGUUUUCAUCUGUUUCAUCAGACCAUUCAAUAGUUGUUACGUCUAAUAAGUCUCCGUGUGAGCCAAAAAAGUAUGACAAUAAACAGAAUGUGUCUAAUCCUCAUCAAACUAAUGAUCUAUCACGAAAAUCACAUUAUCAUAAUUCAAACUACAAUGAUCCUGGGAUCAAUAAUAAUUAUACUUCUAAAAGUACUUUGUCAUCCUCAGGGAAUCAAACAAAGAGUUGUAGUACAACACCAUAUCGACAAAAACAAUCCGAUUCUCCAUUGAAAGCGAAAUCAAAUUUUCAACAAUCCCCACAAAAGCAAAAAUACUCAAUAUCUAAUGGAUCUGUAAUAGAUUCAUAUGAAAAAAGAAUAUAUCCAGUAACAGAAUCAAAUAAAGUCAAUUCAGUGUUUAAAGGCAGUCAAAAUUGUCAACGUUUUGGCCGUGCAAAUAGAGCAAAAUUAUCAAAUAAUGAUGAUGAUAAUAAUAGUCAUUUAUUAGAUGAAAAUUUAGUUAAACGCCUUCACAAUAUGUCCACUACAUCCUCAUCUUCACAAAAUAGCAAUAAUAAAUACUGAUAUUAAUGUACUAAAUCACAACUUCAAAAUAAUCUUUAUGAUAGAUUUACUGAGACAAGAAUGUGUGUACUGGAUUUUCUUUACAUCUAAUUGGAUAUUUUAUUCAAUUAACAUGUAUUUUUUAUUUUGAUUUUAUGGAUCUUAUUUAAUUUACUGGGAGACGAGGUGUGGGAUAGGUUUUUUAGUGGCCAUAUUAUGUUUAGUAUUGUGUCGAGUAUCUUCGGGAAAAUACUACUGAUAUGGGAGCGAAAAUAGCGCGAUUAGAUCAACCCGUCGUUUAACAUAGAAUGAUAAUUCAGCUUUGACACAAACACACGCAGUCGGAGAAAAUAAGACUAGGAUUUACUAGAGAGCUCUUAUUUUACGAGGUGAAGUGAUCUAAUAGAUAGACAUACUACUACCAUGACAUUGAAAGAUCUGGAUUACAGUAGUUUGUUUAAAAAGAAUAUCAAUUACGAGUAGCUAAUUGGUAGGAAAACUCUUCUAGGGCUACUGCUGGUCACAAGCCCGGGUAAAAGGGAAGGUUGCGCAUGGCGUCACCAUCCCUAUGGAGUGUUCUCACGAUGUGAGACCAACAAAAAUGAGGAGAUACAACUUGGGGGUUCUCGGAAUCUGCGAAACCUAGACUAGACAGCUAAGAUACGGGAGAGAUACUGCAGUACUCCGGUCACGAAAAGAAAAAUGCACCACACACUUAGAGACAGAUGCUCUGACGCUGUCCAAAGAAGCAUGAAAUGCACUUAUAGAAUGGGGAUUUCAUAAAUCCAGAAUGAUCAAAGCAUCGUUCAAAACAAAUAAGGAGGGGAUUACACUGAAUACUAUCCAAUGUUAUGCACCUAGCAAUGAAGGCAAUAAAGAUCAGUUUUACGAGAGGCUGCAAUCGAUCUUGGCGAAGUGCUCAGAAAAGAACUUGACAAAUAAAUGACAUAACGAAGAAACUAGUAUUGGAAUAUAGUAGACUAGAGACCAGUCAAGGAAAAAGAAGGCAAGCCAAUUACCGAGACUCAACAAAGGAACAGAUGGGUAGAAUACUGUGAGAAACUUUUGAAUUCAAUCCACCGGACAUCGAAGCAGCACGUACAGACCUCCCGACAGAUGUCACUCCGCUAACAGUCGAAGAAAUCAAGGUGACCAUCAGACAAAGCAAGAGUAGUUAAGCAGCAGGACCUGACAAUAUACCAGCUGGAGCACUGGUCAGGCAUAGAAGUAACCGUAAUCAUGUUCCACUUUCUACUCAAGAAUAUUUUAGAGGAAGACCAAAUGCCGACUGACUGUUAAGAACACCUCGUCAAAGAAAAGAGAUCUGAGAAAAUGUGAAAACUACAGAGGCAUCACACUAAUAUCUGAACCAGGAAACGUUUACAGCAUAGUGCUGCUGAACCGAAUGAAGGAUUCGGUGGAUACCCAACUUCGAGAUCAACAGUCCGGAUUCCGUAAGAAUCUGUUGUGUAUCGACCAAGUUGCGACACUACGAAUCACCGUUGAACAACCAAUUGAAUGGAACUCGUCGCUAUAAAUCAACGUCCUUGACUAUGAAAAGGUGUUUAACAGUGUGGAACCUUAUGGGACUUCCUUCAACAUUAUGAUGUGAGUAGUUGAGAAGAUCAACAACAUACAGAAUUCAUAAGACGGACUACAUUACAAAGUCCCUUUCUCUUCCUUCUGGUAGUUGACUUGAUUAUGAAGACCUCGACAUCUGAGGGAAGCACAGGAUACAAUGGACAGCUUGGAUGCGACUAGACGAUUUGAACUUCUCAAAUGACCUGGUCCUUCUAUCCCAUACACACGAACAAAUGCAGGUCAAGACAACCAGUGUAUCAGCAGCCUCUGCAUCAGUGAGCCUCAACACAUACUAGAGAAAAGGCGAGAUCCUCGAUUACAACACGCAGAACACCAAUCAAACUUGAUGGAGAAACCUUGGAAGAAUAGUAAACUUCCUCGUGCUCAACUGUUCAGCACCAUCGGUGAACAAGGAUGACCGGAUGCAGACGUAAAGGCGAGGAUUGGAAAAACAAGUGUAGCAUUCUUUAAUUGAAGGAUGGAACUCAAAACAACUGUCAACCAAUACGAAAGUGAGAAUCUUCUGUAGGAACAUCAAGGCAGUUCUACUGUAGGAAGUUGGGACUUGGAGAACUCCAACUAUCAUCAAAAUGGUACAAGUCUUUAUAAAAACAGUUGUCUACGCAAGAUAUACAAUGUACGUUGGCAGGGUAACAUCAGCAGCAGCUUACUGUGAGAGAGAACAAAUCAACUUCCACUUAAAGAGGAAACUAGGAAAAGACGCUGGUGGUACGUGGGACAUACAUUGCGAAAAUCAUCAAACUGCAUCACAAGGCAAGUGCUGAAGGGAAUCGAAAGAGCGAAAGCCGAAGCAACACAUUGCGUCGAGAAUUGGAAGUAGACAUUAUAAGGAUGAAUGGCAACUGGAAAGAAUUGCUCAGAGUCGAGUUUUUUUUAUUGUUCAUCCAUUGAUUGGUUGAGUGUUAGCCACAUAAGUUGUUGCGUCUUGAAAAACUGAUAUUUGGUGUGACUGAUCGAAUCUACACUAUGUAGAACUUUCUGUCGUCUGGUGCACACCAAGUGUACCUCAUUGUACAAGAGGUUAAGCAUUCGCAUACAAGUCCUGGGUUCGAUUCUUAAUCGCAGGUUCGUGAAUGCGCACUUCUGAGGAGACGGCGCUUCCAAGCUUUCAAUGUUUGGUUGAUUUUGGUCGACUCAUGUUUUAACCCAACAAAUUGGUCAUUUGGGGUAGCUGGGGCUUGGAGGGAAUGUACUACUGUUGUUUGUGGUAUAGAAGUUUUAGUUAGAGUAUCGCUGCCAUUCCGUUUCCGUAACACAAAAAUAAUCGAUUUUUAUGACAUUUCACAUUGUACCUGUACUUUGCAGAAACGUGAAUCGGAGGAGUACCAUGAGAGCAGUUUGAUAAUUAUUUUUAGCCCAGGAGGAUGUAACCGAUUUAUUUCUUUAUUGGUGGAAACCAUAGAUUUGUGAUAGUUCUCUAUCAGUAAACAGACAACUGGGUGAAUGUUUCGCAUGAGAUAACAUUUUAUUUACAAAAUGUGUGUGUGAAAAAUUUAGAGAACACAAAAUAAAUCCACUUCAUACUAAAUUGUUCCUUGCUUUUGCUUCACAGCAAUUUAUCAGAGAGAUUCGUUGUAUAUGAUCAUAACACUUGAUCUCAGAUUAGUUGUUUUGCUCACUGGUAUAUAGGCUUUCCGUGAAUUGUCGUAAAUCACUGCUGAAAAGGCUAUGUUAAUGAGAUUAAUUGUCGACAAUGGCAUUUGCAGAUAGAUCGUAUGGAAAAUUUAUCAUUUUAUCAAGUAAGGAGGGAAAUCUAUUGCCUUGUUUUUGGAGAUAUUUAUGUAUUAAGUACCACCUUGAUAGAUUUGAACUGUCCGACUUCCUGCGUUACGUCGGCAAGGUUAUGACAAAGUAACUGGCUUAGAUGCACUUUAUUCCAUGUUAUAUGGUCAGAAACAUGUCACUUGUUACUGAUGAACGGGUUCCAUUUACACGGAGAACGUGAGUUCUCGCCUUACUGAUUGAUGUUAAUUAGUUCUAAACACAAAACAUUAUUUGACCUAAAGUAUAAUAACUUUGAUUUGAUGUUUCAGUGGAUAGAUUAUUAGUCACUGCUAAUUGAAAAAGAUAAAUGCACUUCUUUGGUAUCCGUUGUUUCAUCAUUAUUUGUUGUAUGGUGGGAGGGACGGUUCAUAUGCUAGGUGAAUCCAGACAUAUCAUGUGGCUGUGUGCACAAACUGAAGGCUAGAUAAGAAACAUUGAAGAUAAGUUAUUGGUUGGAACGACUUAUGAACGUUAGCAAGACCCUGACAUACAUCUGGGAUAUAUAUAGUCUUCUUACACAUGUAGCGGGUUAUGAUCCUGUAAAAAAUGCGUCUAACUUUUUGGUAGACCUCAGAGCAUAACAGCACUAGAAGCCGGUGUUAUUAGAUGGGUGUGAUACAGUGGAAAAGAUCCGUCGUCUGUAUGUAGUUUCUUCUUUAAUUUUGCAUGAACAAUCUAAGAUGUCUUGUAAAGUAACAAAAUCCACAUUGAAUGCAUACUCUUUGGAAAUUUAGCCUUCAAAACUCAUUACCGAUCUUCGCUCUUCUCUACACGAUUAUCAUUUCCUUUAUUGUGGUGUGGCAAAGCCAAACACUUGUACACUAAGAGGGAAAAUGCUUUAGAAUCAUAUAUUUCUUUUCUUAGUAGUAUCCAUAUAAAGGAUAAAUUAACGUUAGAAUAUUACUACGGUAAGAAGUUAAUUAUGAUUUUU
Schistosoma haematobium is the source of this 10007-nucleotide messenger RNA. RefSeq names its product Terminal uridylyltransferase 4 (gene ZCCHC11). The record is from RefSeq and is a predicted model, not a curated record. Gene Ontology annotation, molecular function: RNA uridylyltransferase activity. NCBI's taxonomy places the organism in Eukaryota, Metazoa, Platyhelminthes, Trematoda, Strigeidida, Schistosomatidae. The transcript is spliced from 27 exons. Bases 48 to 2942 code for a protein of 964 amino acids.